Labrus mixtus (cuckoo wrasse) is the source of this 3769-nucleotide messenger RNA. It is a transcript of the gene mmp14a, whose product is annotated as matrix metallopeptidase 14a (membrane-inserted). The record is from RefSeq and is a predicted model, not a curated record. Gene Ontology annotation, biological process: skeletal system development; extracellular matrix organization; collagen catabolic process. Bases 387 to 2075 code for a protein of 562 amino acids. The transcript is spliced from 10 exons. Gene Ontology annotation, molecular function: zinc ion binding; metalloendopeptidase activity. Gene Ontology annotation, cellular component: extracellular matrix. NCBI's taxonomy places the organism in Eukaryota, Metazoa, Chordata, Actinopteri, Labriformes, Labridae.
CCUCUCUCCUCUGACCACGUCCACAAACGCUACAUACAAACCCAAGCAGAGGAAAAGAGGCCAAACUAUGAAGCUAUAGCGAUACCUAGCUGAGCAUUUGUCACAGCUGCUCCAUGAGUUUAACGUUUUGUUCGGCGCUUUCGUCUCAGCUCUUACUUUGAAAAGCUCGCUUUGCUGCCCGGUGAGUUCAAAGAGUCCACGCGGUUCCGAGAAAAGAAGUUUCUUCCACGAUUUUCAGUGAAGUAGCCUAUACCGAACUUUUUUUUGGGGGGUUUUCUUUUUUCUUUUUAAUAUUCGUCGUUUUGCUGUCAGGACGACGGGACCGGUGUAGAAACAGUAUUUUGUUUUUUUUCUUCGGGGGGGAGAGGUAGUUUGCGGAAAGAAGAAUGCUGCUCCAGCUCCUCACCCUGGCCUGUGGUCUCUGCUGCAUUGGUUUUACCUCAGUCUCUGCAGAUGUACUAAAAGCAGAGGCGUGGCUGCAGCAGUAUGGCUACCUGCCUCCAGGUGAUGUCAGAGCCCAGGCCAUCCGCUCUCCAAAGUCCAUCGAGACAGCGAUAUCAGCCAUGCAGAGGUUUUACGGUCUGACUGUCACCGGCUCCAUAGACACCAACACGUUACAGGCGAUGAGUCGGCCGCGAUGUGGUGUCCAGGACAAGUUUGGUCCGGAACUGAAAAGCAACCUGAGGAGGAAGAGAUACGCCGUGCAGGGUCUGAAGUGGGAAAAGUCAGAGGUGACCUUCAGCAUACAGAACUACACCCCAAAGAUUGGCGAACGAGCCACGAACGAGGCCAUCCGGAGAGCGUUCAAGGUGUGGGAGAGCGCGAUCCCGCUCACCUUCAGAGAGAUCCCCUACAGCCACAUCAGAGACAAGGUCGACAAGUUUGCGGACAUCAUGCUCUCCUUUUCGGAAGGUUUCCAUGGUGACAGUACGCCGUUCGAUGGCGAGGGCGGCUUCCUGGCUCACGCCUAUUUCCCUGGAAUCGGCAUCGGGGGAGACACGCACUUUGACCUGGCUGAGCCCUGGACCACCGGAAACGACCAGAGUGGGAACGAUGUUUUCCUGGUGGCCGUCCAUGAGCUGGGUCACGCUCUGGGUCUGGAGCACUCGAACGACCCCGCCGCCAUCAUGGCCCCUUUCUACCAGUGGUUUGAAACUGAGAAUUUCCAGCUGCCAGACGACGACCGCAGAGGCAUCCAGGCGAUUUAUGGAACCAAGUCAGGGGCUCCCCCUCCUCCUCCUCCUCCACCUCGACCCACUAAGUCCUCCUACCCAGGAGUCGGUCCGGACAUCUGUGAGGGACACUUUGACACCAUCGCUACCCUCAGAGGGGAAAAGUUUGUAUUUAAGGACAAGUGGUUCUGGCGUGUGCGAAACAACAAGGUGCUGGCAGGUUACCCCAUGACCAUCAGUCACUUCUGGAAGGGCCUGCCUUCUAAUAUCAACGCAGCAUACGAGAGGGAUGAUGGGAAAUUUAUCUUCUUCAAAGGUGACAAGUACUGGGUUUUCAGCGAGUCCACCAUGGACAAAGACUCCCCCAAGAGCCUGAAAGACCUCGGGACGGGUCUGCCUAAAGACAAGGUCGACGCUGCUCUCUUCUACACACCAACGGGACAGACGUACUUCUUCAGAGGCGCAAAGUAUUACCGUUUCAAUGAGCAGACUCGCACCGUGGACAACGGCUACCCAAAGCCCAUCAGCAUGUGGAGCGGAGCCCCGGAUAACAUUAAAGCUGCCAUCAUGAGUGAAGAUGGAUCUUACACGUAUUUCUACAAAGCCAACAAAUACUGGAAGUUUAAUAACCAGUACAUGAAGGUGGAGUCUGGUUACCCCAAAUCUGUGCUCAGAGACUGGAUGGGCUGCGAGAGCGAGGAGCCCAAGAAGGGCCGGGAAGAGGAGGUGAUCAUCAUCGAGGUGGACGAGUCGCAGAGCGGGGCGGGGCCGGUGGCCGUGGUCAUCCCUCUCCUCCUGCUGGUGCUGGUCGUGAUCACUCUGGGAGCGCUUUUGUUCUUCAGGAAGUACGGCACGCCUCGACGCCUCCUCUACUGCCAGAGAUCCCUCCUGGACAAGGUUUAGACUAGGGGACGGGGGGGACGGGGUCGAUUUGACGGACAGACUGCCCGCGAGAAGGACAGAAAGCGAGGGGAGAGAACGAAGGCCGGGUUGAGGAUGGAAACUGCAAAGAGGGAAAGAAUGGAAGAAAAAAGGAGGGAGAGAAACGGGAGAAAGGACAGAAGAAAAGAGGGAUGGGAGCGGGAAUUUUAUGAAGUUUGAGGUGGUUUGCCACAAAAGAGCGGGAAAAAAAAAAGGCCCUGGGAACUGAAAUCAGGAAAAUGUGUAUUUGUAUGUUAACUAUUUACAUGUACUGUUGUGUGUCCAGAGAUUAACAACAUACCCCGAAAUCUCACUUAGAGAAGGGAAAUAUACAAAAAGACUCAUCACCUCUCUCCCCCUCUUACAAAACAACAUCCCUCCUUCCUUCCUCUUCUAUAACUGGACGACUCCAGCUGAACUGCUGUCUGAUUCUUUUUUUUUUUUUUUUUUUUAAGUUUGGGAAUCUGAGUCUUACUUGCGGGCUUUCCUCGGAGAUUCAUCAUCUCUGAAAUGCAUAAGCUGUCAAAACUCUGUGUUUUCAGCUGGGGGGGGGGGGCACUUUGAAGUUCACAUUCAGUCUUGAAUCCAUUGCAAAAGUGGGAAAGUUUUGAUAUUUUGUCAUAAAGUAUUUUCUGUAAUUGUUAGGUUUUUUUUUUCUCUACCACUAAGUAGGACUGGGUAUCAAACUGCAUACUUUAUUAAGUGCUGCCUGAAUGAGUCACCUGAACAUGGUACUCAGGUAGGCAUUGAAUGUCUGCUUAGAUUUUCUUAUUCUUCAAUCAAAUAGCUCCAGAUUUUUUUUACAAUAUUUUGCCAGUUUUGUACUUUUUUAUCCAGGCAUGUAAGUGCAAUUUUGCCUAAGUUUGGAUACAAUACAACGUCAGAAAACAGUUUCAUAUCUCAAAGUGAGAGGUACUUAAACAGGUACUUCAGUAGAAACUUUGAGACUAGUUUUUUCUGCUUCAUUCUUAGCUGGAUUUGACGCACAGGCAGGAUUUGUUGAACCAGGAUUUCAUCGACAGAAGUCGCAGAUAACGUGAGGUUGUCAAGCAGUCUUAAAGAUGUGCCCCAUGGUACAAAAUCCAGAUGUUUCCUUUUUCAAUGUAUACACGCAACAGGUGGGAAAAUCUUCUUUCAGUGCAAGCAGUCAGACAGGAAAAUCAUUUCUUUAAAAAAAACUUGAUGUUUAAUCUCACAAAAAAAAGGGCGGUUACAAGCAUCCCAGUUCAUUUGUUGUUGUUGACGUUAGCUGCUUGUCCAAAACGUGUCAGUGAGCGGUACAGUUUCCAACAAUAUGGUGCAAUUUGUUUUUUAAUUAUUAUCGUUUUUUUUAAUGGAAAAUUGUUGUUAUUAUAAGUAUGGUUAUGGUUAUUAUUGUUCUCCUGGUAAAGCUCUAAUGGGUUUUUCUUGUUUGUACGUUGUCAUUUGGAGUCCUGCUGGACAGAGGCAUAACAUGACAAUGAUGGAGAUGAAUCCAAGCUCACACUCGGUAUGUGAGGAAUUUUCGAUCCAAUCAGAAGAUGUGAGUUCAGCUCUGAUGGUGCUCAGUUAUUUACUUAUUUUUAUUGUCUACAAAAAAGUCUAAAUUGAAGAUGAAGGUCAUUUAAUGAAUAACAAUGAUAAUGGUAAUGAUAUUUAUAAUGAUGAUCAUAUCAAUAAAAUGGAAUGAGAUUUUU